CCCAGCCACCUGUAUAAAAGUCAUCGUCUCCGCUCACACAACAAAGUGAAAGCAGAAAUGCUUCUGACGAGUCGACCAUGAUGUUUAUCUUACUCUGUCUUUGUCUUCUGUGUUUGACUGCAACAACUCUUUGUGAUGAACAAGGAACAUUUGUAGUGAAUGUGGCACAGACCUCCUAUCAGGCAGAGGAGAACAAUAACAUCACACUGGAAUGGACGUUCAAAACCAACAACGACAGUUCCAACAACUCCCUUAAUAUCUUCUGUGAACUGAUUGCUGAUCAAAAGGUUUCAGUCCUGUAUGAUCUACAUGAAGGUGUUGAGGUCCCAGAGUCUCAGCAUGAACAGUUUGCAGGACGAGUCCAGUGUGACAAAGACGUCCUCACAGAAGGAAAAAUCAGACUCCAUGUGUCCAAACUCAGGACUGAAGACUCUGGCCUGUAUGUGUGUAACCUGAGAACAAAUGAUGGUGGUGGCUCUGGUAGAUGUCAGCUCACUGUCACUGCACCCAUAAUCAGUGCCACUGUUGGAGGCUCCGUCCUGAUCCCCUGCUCUCUACCAGUUCCUCCACUGAUACUCAGAUGGUUUUUCUGGCAGGACCAGUUCGGCAACAUUUUGUUUCACUGGGACCUCAGUGGGCAAACAAUGCCAAUAGCUGACAAAUACAAAAAAAGAUGUCAAGUCUUCCCUACUGAGUUUAGUUCUGGAAAUAUUUCCAUUAGACUUGACAAUGUUACUGUUGGAGAUGACAACAAAACAUUCUGGGCCUAUGUACGUUUAAUGGACGAGAAAAACGUCCCCAAACCGUCUGAACAACGUUGCAAAUUCACCGUGCAGGUUUCAGCUCCCCACCAACAUCUAGUCCUGACUGUUAACAACACAGCUAACAGAGCAACCUGCACAGCACAUGGAGGAUACCCUGAACCUAAAGUGUCAUGGACGGGUCGAAAGAAAUCCAGCACUGCACAGCUGGACCUGCAGGAUGCUGAGACGUCCCUGCAGCAGGAUCCAACAGAGAAAACCUUCUCAGUCACAAGCUCUGUCAGUGUGAAGGAGUUCCAGUCUGUAACCUGCAUCAUCUUCAACCCUCGCACCAACCAGAGGAUUAAAGGAACUGCAGAGAUCAGUGCUUCUGAUGAGGAACCGAAGAGCGACACUUCUUUGGUUGUUGGAUUAGGUGUUGGCGUAUCUCUUUCCAUCAUCAUCAUCAUCAUCAUCAUAUUUCUCAUAGUGUACUGGGACAGAAUAUAUAAAAGGGGUAACUGGAAUCCAGAAAACCCACCAAAUGCAAAUGAAGACCUAGCUGAAGGAAAUGUUCCUGAUGCUCAGCUCAACGUGUCAGGACAAAACCAAUCUGAGGAAAAUAGUCCACUAAGGAGGAGGAAUGGUGCUGAAAACUCGACUGAUGAGGAUGCAGCUUCUGGUGGUGAUGAUGCAGAAUGUGGAAAAAACCGCUGAUGUUUUACUUUUUGCUAAAUCAUUAUUAUUAUUUAAUUUUUUAUAUCUUUCUAAUUCUGCCCCUGCUGUUUCCUCCCUGCACUGAGAUAGUGAUUCUUUGUUUCAUUGUGGGUGCUGUUACCAUUGAGUGUUUUAUUGAUUACAGUUAUUACUUUGUGUGUCGGGGUUGUUUUUUAGGUCAGCGACGGUUUGGCGGUUUAAGCUGCGAAAGUAAACACACACAGGCGUAAACUUUGGUCUUUUUUCCUGAUGCAGACCACAGGAGACGAGUAGGGUGAGCUGGACUUUCUGAUCAAGCUGUGGUCGAGCAGGUUUUGGAGAUAUUCCUUCACCUCUUUGUACAAAGGCUUAGGAAGUGAGUUGUCGGACAUUUGGUUGCAUUCCAAAAUUUGAAGCUGUAAAAAGGAUGAAACACCAGUCCAAUGUCAGAAUGGUCUUCAGCAAACACAUCAGACUCUUCAUACAUGUCUCUCACUUUGUGUCUCUCUUUUGUUCAUCCUACUAAAGCUGGAAACAGCUCUAACCCCUCAGAACAGUUACUGACUAGGUUGGGUUGAAAGAGCAUUGUCUCGCCCAUGGCCAUUCCUUGAAUCUACGUUUAACCUCACAAAUCUGCUCUGCAGGAAUAGUUACAUCUCUCUUCCCUAUUCUCACACUACUGGUCUCAUCUCAGUUUGCAGGGCAGAGACCACAGCUUCCCCCUCACUGUCACUGACACUUAAAGCUUCUUAUCAGCCUCAUGUCUUAUCUGUUCUUUGUUUUGAUUAUCUCUGCUAUUACAUUGCUGCCUAAAAGAGGACAGUUAUUCUGUCUGAUUAGCACUGUAACUAUGGUCACAUGGCCUUUAUUAGUUAACAUUUCCGUUCAUGUACACUGGAUGCGUUGGACUGCCUAUGGUUGGUGUAGUUGUGGUCAGGAUGUGGUGGAGUGGAGCAUCCAUGUUGAUGGGUUGUUCAUAAAAUAGAAAAAAGGAUAUCUGUUUACAUAAAAAAAUCUCCAACCCACUACAUGUGCUUUAUCAAUACGAUGUUUUACAGUUACUUUGGUCCAAAGAACCACAAUGGGUUAAAGUUGAAUUUUUUAAAAUAGUAUUCUUGUUUUUGCUAUAAAUGUCUGACAGUGUCCUUGUUAAUAUGUAACUGCAAACAUUUCAUGUAUCUUGAAUUUCAAUUUUAUUUUUUAUGAACAAUCUGAACAGUAUAAUUAAGAGAAAAUGUAACAUUAUAACACAUUUCACUGGUUGUAUUGCUAACUCACAGAUACAUAACUGAUAAUGAACAUUAACUGACAGAAAAUCUAUCAGAUAAGUCUUUUUUUAAACUCAAGACCUACUCAAGAUUUUUAUUUAUUUAUUUGUCUGUUUAUUUACACAUUUUAAUGUUUUAUUACGUGGUAAUCCUGCCUACAAUGUUUCCUCAGUUUGUGUUUUUUGUGAAUUCUGUUAUCAUUGAGUGUUUCAUUUCUUACAUUUAUUAGUUUUUGUAAUAAAAAGCUUUUGUAUGAAAAACA
Molecule: messenger RNA, 2966 nt
Organism: Dicentrarchus labrax (European seabass)
Lineage: Eukaryota; Metazoa; Chordata; Actinopteri; Moronidae
Product: T-lymphocyte activation antigen CD80-like
Exons: 6
Coding region: 78-1457 (459 amino acids)
Biological process (GO): immune response; cell surface receptor signaling pathway; cellular response to lipopolysaccharide
Cellular component (GO): external side of plasma membrane
Source: RefSeq, a predicted model, not a curated record